This is a messenger RNA of Phycodurus eques (leafy seadragon), 783 nucleotides long. RefSeq names its product GINS complex subunit 1 (Psf1 homolog) (gene gins1). The record is from RefSeq and is a predicted model, not a curated record. Bases 45 to 635 code for a protein of 196 amino acids. Gene Ontology annotation, cellular component: GINS complex. Lineage: Eukaryota; Metazoa; Chordata; Actinopteri; Syngnathiformes; Syngnathidae. The transcript has 7 exons. Gene Ontology annotation, biological process: DNA replication; DNA strand elongation involved in mitotic DNA replication.
UUUUUUGGGCGCCAAGUGUGGAAGUCUGCGGAAAACGUCGAAAGAUGUUUUGCGAGAAAGCCGCCGACUUGAUUCGAGAGCUCCAGCGGAUCAACGACGGACAACUUCCGGCUUUUAACGAGGACGGCGUCCGGCAGGUGCUGCAAGAGACGGAAGCUCUCUACGAACACAACCAGGCUGACGUCCACGAGACCAAAAGCGGCCGCACGGCAGACUUGCUUCCGACAAUCCGAUUACGUCACUGCUGCCUGCUGAGGAACCGUCGCUGCGUCGCCGCCUACUUGUACGACCGGCUGCUGCGGAUCCGAGCGCUGCGCUGGGAGUACGGCAGCGUGCUUCCGGCGAACGUGCGCUUCCACAUGAGCGCCGAGGAGCUGCAGUGGUUCACGCGCUACAAAAAGUCUCUGGCGUCCUUCAUGCGUUCUCUGGGCGGAGGCGGCGGACUGGAUCUCACCCAGGACAUGAAACCGCCCAAAAGUCUUUACAUCCAGGUGAGGUGCGUGAAGGACCACGGCCAGCUGGAGCUCGACGACGGCACGCUCGUCUUCCUCAAGAAAAACACUCAGCACUUCCUGCCGCGCUGGAAAUGCGAGCACCUGAUUCGUCAAGGCGUCCUGGAGCACGUCAUCUCCUGAGCGCCCGCUUGGGCUCUUGAGGCGAGCGUCAUCUCUUUUUGGUCCACCGGGGGGCGCCGACGAGGAGACCGCGGAAGCGACUUGUGCAGCCAAACCGUUUGUUAGUGCGUCUUGAGUGUCCAAUUAAACGAGCCGGUCGAUCCGGACU